AAGCAGGCUUCACGCAUGACCUGCACCUUUCCUCGCGAUGAGCUCGGCUCGUUGGUUCGGCCCGUUGAGAGGGCCGCUGUGUCUAAUGGGUUGGAAGUAAUGGGCGUAAAACCGUCCCGCCCUCCUCUUCUGGGAAAUAAAGCUGCAGGGUUGGACAGGUGCUCACUCACAUGCAGAGGAACUAGAGCUGGAGGGAGACAAUCGAAGGUUAUGAACAUGAACAGCAUCCGUUCCCUGGCUGGUGGCCUCCUGGUCCUCAGCUUGGUCCAGAUCAGCUGGCAGGUUGCUCUGCAGCAGGCUGGCGACGACUCCAGGUUUGAGGUGGAAGACACAUUAGAGGGAGAGUCCAGAGACCUGUCCAACAUGAAGAGACACUCAGAGGGGACUUUUGCAAAUGACUACAGCAAGUUCCUAGAGGACAGGAAGGCUCAGGACUUUGUCCGGUGGCUGAUGAGCAACAAGAGGAGCGGAGCGACGGACAAGCGCCACGCAGACGGAACCUUCACCAGCGACGUUAGCUCCUACCUCAGCGAUCAAGCUAUCAAAGACUUUGUUGCCAAGCUGAAGUCUGGACAAGUCCGACGAGAAUCACUAACGGCCAGGGAGCGCCAGGAACUCAUCAGGAGGCACGUAGAUGGGAGCUUCACCAGCGACGUCAACAAGGUGCUGGACUCCCUGGCUGCCAAAGAAUAUUUACUCUGGGUCAUGACCUCCAAACCGCCAGGGGAAAGUAAGAAAAGGCAGGAGGAGCAGCACUGAUCUACUGAGGAGGUCCUAAAGCUCAACAGGAAAAGGAAGCCAUACUGCUCUGAAUGUAGCGACCCAGUUUGAAUGUAAUGCAAAGAGACAAAUGCGCCACUCUUCCACAGGUUAAUGGUGCACUAGAGACCAGAACGCAGUUAUUUCUACUAAUUACAUUGUUUCCUAUAUUAGGCGAUAACUCUCAGGUGAUGAAUCUCAGGUAGUCCCGUGGAUCGGAUAGUCCAGGUGAUUGUCACUGCAUACGAAAAUAAAAUGAUUCAUUGAUUUUU
Nothobranchius furzeri (turquoise killifish) is the source of this 1031-nucleotide messenger RNA. Its product is annotated as glucagon-1. Gene Ontology annotation, biological process: response to starvation. Gene Ontology annotation, cellular component: extracellular region. NCBI's taxonomy places the organism in Eukaryota, Metazoa, Chordata, Actinopteri, Cyprinodontiformes, Nothobranchiidae. The record is from RefSeq and is a predicted model, not a curated record. Gene Ontology annotation, molecular function: hormone activity; glucagon receptor binding.